Molecule: messenger RNA, 3837 nt
Organism: Pocillopora damicornis (cauliflower coral)
Lineage: Eukaryota; Metazoa; Cnidaria; Anthozoa; Scleractinia; Pocilloporidae
Source: RefSeq, a predicted model, not a curated record
AUGGCAAGCCUUUGGCUGUUAUCGUAUCGUCUCCCCCUCGUCAUGAUCUUCCUUUGUGCAGAUUGUUUUGUGUCACACCGACAAAUUGUCCACGUUUCAUUAUUUGGAAAUGACACGGAGGCAUGCGGGGCCAUGGAAGCACCAUGCAGAACAAUAGCAGUGGCAGCAUUGCGAGUUGCGUCAGGUGGAACCAUUGUCCUUAAUGGGAACGGGACAGACCAGCAACCGUUCGGCUGUAAGAAACUACUUACGUUGCAUUAUCGUGGCAUCCCGCAAAUAACAAGGAACGUAACGAUAACUAGUUUAGACUUUACUCGAGCCCACAUACGAUGUCUGACAGGGUUUUGUUUUAAUCGGUCAGACCAAGAUCUACGAGUCACUUUAACUGGAAUAACAUUCUUUGAAACACCCCUGAGAUUUAUAGACUGUUUUGAAAUCACGCUUAUCAACUGCACCCAUCAGAACGCCACUGAAGCUGUCAUUAUAAACACUACAGCUAGCUCAAUAGCAAAUGUCACCAUUCGAGGUUCUCUCUUUCAAAACAACUCUCUUUGCGCGAAAAUACAAUUUUUUGGAGGCUCUGAGACAAACUUGAAAUUCUCUUUAGAUAUCGAGGACACUAAAUUCCUGAACAAUGGGAUUUUAGAUUACUUCAAAGCCUUUUACAGGGGUGCUCUUGUAUUAAAAAGUAAUAUUUCUCGCAAGAUUGAUCUGUCUAUCACUGUUGCAAAGGUAAAGGUCACUGACAGCGGCGGCCAUUUUCUAGCGAUCGACCUCCCCACAGCUAGUACGUCAGAGAAGUACGAUGACGUCGUCCUUGAGCGGAACAGCUUCGUUAUCUCUCAGAGGAAGUCUCGUAGUCUUUACUAUUCAAUAGUGCAGAAAGCCAAAGUAACAUUUCAUCGUUUACAGUGUAAGGAUAAUGAUCAGGUUACGUGUUUAACAAUCUUUGGAAGGAUAAAUGGAACAGUUUUAGUCAGAGUUCACGAAUCCAGUUUUCACAAUAACAGUGCAUACCAAUCAGGGAAUAAAGUAUUGUAUGCGGCAAUCUUUAGAGUUGCGGGAAGCGAAAGUCAUUUUGGAACUGUCAUAAUUUCUAAUACAUCUUUUGUCAAAAACAAUCGAACGGCUCUAAGCUUAACUCCUAAUUUUUAUUUAGCUUUAGUCAACGUAACCGUGUCUUCUUCGCUGAAUGGUUUGAGAAUCUUCCCCUGGGACCCGCAAAAUAAAAACAAUUUUCAUCUAAAUGUUACUAUUGAAGGCUGCAAAUUCCAGAAUAACACUUACGACAUAUCUGGAGUAUUUAACAACACCAUUAAUAUCGACUUUCGGGUGAGAAACACACUGUUUGACGGUAAAGAAGUACAGAGGUACGAGAACACCUCUUUUGGUAUCCGUCUUAUUAUACCUCGUUUGGAGAGGGCAAAUUUUUCUCAAGCAGCAAUUGAAAUAGAAGAUGUGACCUUCAAAAGCAGGCCUAGCAAUUCGUUUGCGUUCUUCUCCAAGGGUAACCACACGAUCAAGAUUCGCCGUUGCUUGUUUCGAGAAGGGUUUGGUCUUGAAAUAGACGAAUGGACGAGAACAUAUUACAAACACAUGCCCACUUAUAUGAACAGCCAAGGGGCACUCAUGUUCCUUUUCGAUACGGAUGAAAUAGAGAACAGAGGAUGUGUCGAUAUUGGUGUGACAAACGAUACCCAUCGCACGUGGAAAUACUCCAGUCACGUCUUGAUCGAGGAUACCUUGUUUCAAAAUAACCUUGGACACAUGGCAGGGGCUGUUCAGAUCAUCAAUGGCUAUGUUAAAUUUCGAAAAUGCAAGUUCAUUAACAACUUUUCCUCGGGAAAGACAGGACAGAUUUAUAUUGGAUUGGGAAGCGCCAAAGUUGAGUUUAACAGCUGCGUGUUUAAACGAACGAAACAAAAAGAGGAGUUCCGAGGGAUUACGUUUACUUUCAGCAGAUUUUUGUAUUCAGAGAGUGGAGGUCCGUUAAAAAUACUCAACACCUCUUUUCACUCCGGUAUGGGCAGCAGAUUUCUGGACGGGCAUGUUCUAUAUAUAUCAUCUGGAGGCUACUUCGAGAUGGACUCCAGCUCAACAAUCCAAUGUGAAGUUGGCAGCGAACUCGUCUUCUACAAUUUCUCUCAUUUUAUUUACUACGGAGGAGAUGAUAGACAGUUUUGUCCAAUCAAUUUAACAACUGAGUUAUUUAAAUGCAGAAUGUGUCCCUAUAGAAAGUACAGUCUUCAACGUGGUUUCUCUAAAGGACUAGAAGUCAGCAAAGGCUUCAGAUGUCAAAGCUGUCCAUUUGGUGCCCACUGCCAUGGACUCAACAACAUUCUGGCAAAGCCCAACUUCUGGGGCUACAAAAUCACCAAUGCUAGUAACAUUUCAUCCUUAAAAUUCGUACCUUGUCCAUGGGAGUAUUGUCAUCCUCAACGCAAAGAUUUAUAUCACGGUAAUGAUUACAACAGUUGCCGUGACUUUAGGUCCGGUAUCCUGUGUGGAAGAUGUGCCACAGGAUACUCAGAAACGCUUUUCUCGUCAGAAUGUCGACAAUCCCACAAAUGCAGAUGGAAUUAUCUUUGGAUUCUUAUGGGACUUUACACCGUAUUGUUUACCAUUUAUCUAUUGAAGAAGCCUCCGCUCGUUCUGUAUUUGAAACGUCAAAUUUUGUGGUUUAAAACAGAUCGACAGACCCCUUACGAGAUGGAGGAACGUUCAUCUCUGCACGGAGCUGAAGAACCGGAGUAUGGUUAUAUAAGGAUCUUCUUUUAUUUUUACCAAGUUGCAGAGUUACUUCUCACUGAAUCAUUGGAGAACACAUUGGCCAAUGUUCCCUAUAUUUCCACCUUAGUUGCUGCUUUUAACUUUCAAGUCCACGUUUUGGACGAAAACCUCGGCUGCCCAUUUGCCGGCCUCACAGCAGUGACCAAAGAGCUGUUCCUAUCCUCCCUCGUUUUUGCUGCUAUUGCGCAAGUUUUCAUCGUUUACUGUCUUCACAGGUCGCUGAAUCUGGUAAUGGGAAAGGGAAGACCAUCAUUCACUCAUUACAUCGCGGUUGCUGUAGAGAUUUUGUUGCUGGGCUACGAGCGCCUAGCAGAAACAUCUCUUAAACUCAUGCAGUUCCCGUUUGUCGGCGUUCUGUAUUGGGGUUCUGGUCUGCUCUACGCCAAAGCCAUUUCAUGGAAAGAGUUUGUUGGUGCUUGCAUUGUUCCCCUUCCGUUUCUCGUUCGCUGGCUCCUCAAAAGUGUAUGCAAUAGACAGUACCGCAGACAAACUCAAGUACGCCAUGAAUGCACCAAUGAAAUAUCAAAGAUAUUGCACGGUCCCUACCGCCCGCCACGUGAAAAUGAUAACGGCACUCUCUACUGGGAAAGUGUUUUGAUAGGCAGCCGGCUCGUUCUUCUGACAUUCCGCGCCUUCAUUCCAAAUUCCAUGAUCUGCUUCGUCUGCUUGUCCGUGGCCUGUAAUCUGAUGUUAGUCCAUCAUCUCGUCAUGAAACCCUUCCGUCACCCAACUGCAGACAAACUCGGAGCGUUGUCUUUGAUCACGUUGGUCUGUGUAGCUGUAAUCAACCUUACAGCGGCCACUCUUUCCUCUUCUGCCACCGAGCCUGAGGGACCCGACAAGCAUGUUAUGGUGGUGCUUCGGUGGAUCCUGAUCACCUUACUUUGCUUAUUUCCUGCGAUAGUUGCUGUCCUUUUCCUUUUCGCACUUCUGUCACAACUGGCCCGUCUUGUGCUGUUCCUCAAAAGGAAGAUAUGCGCAUUUUUUUGCCUGAGAAAAUCUAAUUACGAGUUUCUAGACGAGAGAACCGCUUUGCUAACUGACUGA